GUUGCCCAGCGACCGGCCAGGGAGGUGGGCAAGCGCCAGAAGAACACGGAAUACAUGAAGAAGCUCUUGGUAUACUUGAUAUCGUCUUUUGGUUUUGUUUAUUUCUUGCUUUGCUUUUGGCCGAAAAUUAUACGUACCAAUGGAAUUUGGAUUUAUUUUGGGCGCAAGCAGCCUUCUGCAGGGCUAAUGUGUACUACGAUGAAGGGCGAUUGGAGGAUUUUUUAAAAUGCAAAUCUUGAAUUCCACCAAAAAUUUUUCCCUAAAUCCUAAAACAGGCUCUGGAGGCCGCGCACCCGGUGAAGUGCAUUUACACGGACAAGAAGGAGUAAAAAGUCAGACGAGGACGACGCAAAAUGGAGCAUAGAACCACUCUGAAAACAACAACCCUCGCUGCCAGAUGACUUUAAUUUGUGGCGCCGAACAGCACUUGUGCAGCGCGGAAAAAUGUUGAGAAGAUUCUGACUACGAUUUAAAAAUCUGACAGC
This is a messenger RNA of Amoebophrya sp. A120, 485 nucleotides long. NCBI's taxonomy places the organism in Eukaryota, Dinophyceae, Syndiniales, Amoebophryaceae. The record is from the annotation of a GenBank genome assembly.